AUGAAAAUACCAGCAACAUUCUUGCCACCGCCCACUCCUGUUAAAAAGAAGCUUAGUGUGAGUUCCCACAAUAUCCCCCAUGUUAAAACAUGUAAACUUAUUGCUGAAGGUUCUUUUUAUAAGAUUUUCCUAACUGAGAAUGGUACGGUCCUACGAGUUUCCAAGAGGGAAAUGGUGAAUUUUGAAGAGAUAAGGAUUUUGGAGAAUCUCGAUCACCCCUUUGUAAAUAGAAUGGUAAAGUGGUGGAUUGAGGACAAUACUCUUUAUUUUGAGAUGGAGCCGUGCGAUUUUAAUUUGAAGGAGAGAAGUGAUAGAAUUGAAAAAUUUUUCAAGAAGAACAGAAAAAGAGGAGUAGAAAAAUAUUACUAUAACAGAUGCUAUAAAGAAAAAGUCGAUAAUGUGAAUAAUGCAUGUAAUAAUACAAAUACUAGUUUGUAA
Messenger RNA from Vittaforma corneae ATCC 50505, 438 nucleotides. RefSeq lists its product as uncharacterized. The record is from RefSeq and is a predicted model, not a curated record. Bases 1 to 438 code for a protein of 145 amino acids. The transcript has a single exon. Lineage: Eukaryota; Fungi; Microsporidia; Nosematidae.